AUCAAAGUGUCGCACUCCAUUCCCUAACUAACUGCAUGCCAACUGAUGUCGCACUGCAGUGCUCAAAAAAGGUCAGUCAGCGUCCAUCACAUCGACAACAAACGCGCACUGCGGCGCACAGCAGAGGGAGGCUGAAUCAAUCGCCCGUCGAUAAAAGCGAAAAGGGGUGCAGUGACUGACAUUGAUAUUAUGAGUACAGGACAUCACAGGACAGCACAGCAACAGACGGACAAUCCCACCUCUCUCUUGCCUUACGUAUACACGCACCCAUCCAUUCACCCACCAGCCCACCAACACAUUCAUCCAUUCAGAUGCGGUGCAGCACAUUCUUCCUCUCCUCCGUGUCUCUCUCACCACUUCGCCGGCCAAAGGCCGGCGUCCAUUGCACGUCAGCAUCAGACGAGCUGCCAGAGCCGCCAUCGAUGACGGGUGAAUCAUCGCGACGGAAGUCGCCCUUAGAGAAGACAGGAGGGUUUCGGAGCGCCUUGACACGCAGCGGCCUGCUGGCGGUCUGUUGGUGGGACGGGCGGCCGCCCAUGAGGUGGUCUGUGUUGGGGGUGCCAUCAGCGUUGAGCCGCCUGUUUGCGGGGGUGCGGGCGAGACGCUUCAGGAGAGACAUGUCCAUGAACAUCCCACCGGCAUCGGCAAUGCCCUUGCCAUCACCGCCGACACUGCUGCUUGAUGCAGAGGCAGCAGAGCGGCCCUGUCACACACACACACACACAGAGAGAGAGAGAGAGAGAGGCGUAUGACACAGAGAGGCAGACACGUACACACCUGUGUCUGGGACUCUUGUUGGACUUGCUGUUUGAAGUUUUUGAGCAUUGCGAUGCCCGCCUGUACCGACUGCAUCGAUAGCUCUGUCAGAGCCCGACCUGGGCCAUCGAGCACCGCCGCGUCAGCCAUGAAGUCCAACGCACCCCUCGCUGUACGUUGCUGCUGCUGCUGCUGCUGCUGUUUGUCCUUAUCCACACGGACGACGCACACAGCCGACCUAGGAGACGCCUCUGCGGUUGGAUCUACCUGUGACACGUAGUCCUGAGAGAGACACGUAUUGCAGAGCGCCACUGUCUUGUUGUUUGACUGUGUCUCACUGGCAGUGAAAGCGCCUCCAGUUUGAUGUCAUCGCGUAUCUCAUCAAUGACAUUUGCGAGGCCCCCCACGACCCGUCUGCCCAUCAGCAUCACCUCAGUCUCUCCUCCGCUCCCACUACUUACAGCGUCAACAAUGCUCCCAGCGUCAUUGACCGCAUCCCCCGAACCCUUUGCUUCGUGUGUGUCAUCCACCACUCCCUCUCCAUCAGACUGCUGCGAAAACUUUCCCCGCCCAGAGGCGCCACCGGAGCUCUCCACGUCCUCAGAUGGGGGGAAAAAGGACUUACCGAUGCCUGGGUCAGAUGAUCGGCGCCGCUGCAGCAAACGCCUGUUGAGAUCCGUGGGCUGGCCCACCUGAGAUCAUGACAGAUGGAGACAGAGAAGUCAGUGGGUACGUCUUGUUUGCGUAUACCUGUUUGGCCUGCCUUGUCUCAGGUGUGUCUGAGUGCGCCUGCGGUGCGGCACUGGGGAAGAGCGGGCUGUGUUGGCCAGCUGGAUAUUUGUAGGACAACCUCGUGAAGAACCCCGCAUCUGGAGGCAAACAAGCGAGACACACGGGAUGCAUACAUGUCUCAGGGAGCCCUGCCCUGCCCAUCUGUCAGCUGUCUGUCUGUCUGUCUGUCUGUUCCUACGCUGCGAGACGAUGGCGUGAAUCCAUGGGUGUUCAAGGGCUUCCCUGACGGACAUCCGCAGAAACGGGUUUUUGGUCAGACACCGACGGAGAAAGUCCAGCGCCAGAGGGGACAUCUUGGCCAUCUGCAAUGCGACAAGAGAUAGCGCCACACAUCCAAGGGUCAAGGUCUGUUUUGCCUGUCAGUCUGACCUUCUCUGGGUCAGUGAACAGCCGUGGCUGCGAGGUGGCUAUGCGAAUGAGCACAUCUUUGUCGGUGGACCCAUUGAAAGGCAGUGUGUUCAGCAACAUCUGGUGCAGAAUCACCCCAACGGCCCACACGUCAGACCCAAGACACACGACGUGUUGGAGCAGCUCGGGGGCGACAUAGUGGACUGGAACCCUCGCGCGAUAGGCAGGGGUGUCGAUCCGCGAUGCCUUGUCAGGACUCGACAGUUGCUCUGACAAGCCUGCUUAAUCAUGACCAAUGUUUACAGAGGGAGAGGGGCACAAUAUGAGAGACAAUCCAUUCCCUCUACUUGGCUCUUCGACCGACCAAAGUCGAUGAUUUUGAGUAUGGCCUCUGCGCCCUCGUCCGUCAGCAUCAGGUUCUCUGGUUUAAGGUCACGAUGCACAACGUUGAGAGAGUAAAGAUAGUCAAGUCCUCGAAGCAACUGCACAAUGUGCUUGCCCGCCUCCCUCUCCAACUGGACGGAACCGAGAGCCCCGCCCUGACUCACAGCAGCGGCUGGUGAGUGGACGCGGUCUAUCCAUGCGUUCAGAUCGCCGCCUUGGAGCAACUCCACCGCACAAUAAAGGUUCUAAUAUGACCAAAACACGUGACGUGAUCGGUGUCUGCGUGUCGACAGCUGUGCUUCAUCAAUCAAUUACUUACUUAUGUCAUUAUCCAUAUACAAACGGUCCACAAACUGCAUGAUGUGGGGGUGCUGCAGCGUCCUUAACAGGCGCACCUCAUUCAACACCUCGGCCGACUGGUUGAUGCUCCUUGGGAUGAUCUUGACGGCACAGGCCUCACUCGUCUCCUUGCUGACGCAUUUCUUCACCACGCCGAAAGCCCCUUCACCGAGAUGCCGCCCGAUUGUCCAUUUCUUAUGGACAGAGCCAGGGCAGAGAAGCGCUGAUGCUGACGCGGCGGCUGCAAGGGACAGCUGUUCCCUUGACCCCUGCCGCAUAUCGCCUCGGAGUUCUUCUGCAGUUCGGCCCUCGUCGAUGAUCAAGAACAGCUUUGGCGCCGGUGCGGCAGGGGACUCCUCAGCACCAUUUUCUGCGCACGACACGAGGGGGGGCUCACAGGGAUCGGCAUCAUUCGGUGUGCCGCGGCUCCUGCCGCAUCCCAUACGGGGGAAGGG
Molecule: messenger RNA, 3074 nt
Organism: Vitrella brassicaformis
Lineage: Eukaryota; Vitrellaceae
Source: the annotation of a GenBank genome assembly